This is a messenger RNA of Drosophila willistoni, 1130 nucleotides long. Its product is annotated as 4-coumarate--CoA ligase 3. The coding region runs from base 75 to 1124 and encodes 349 amino acids. The record is from RefSeq and is a predicted model, not a curated record. Gene Ontology annotation, molecular function: long-chain fatty acid-CoA ligase activity. NCBI's taxonomy places the organism in Eukaryota, Metazoa, Arthropoda, Insecta, Diptera, Drosophilidae. The transcript has 2 exons. Gene Ontology annotation, biological process: long-chain fatty acid metabolic process; fatty-acyl-CoA biosynthetic process.
ACCGAACUAAUAAUCUUUUAUCAAUUCAAUUCGCUUGCAGACCACAGCCAUUAACAUUGGGCGAGAGUCAGACCAUGGCCAUUCUGUGCUCCUCAGGGACAACUGGUCUACCGAAAGCUGUUUGCAUGGCGAAUUAUAUACUAAUACAUUUUAUUGAUAUGCCAAUCUAUACAAGCGAAGUGGUCACCUUUUCCUAUUCUGGUCUAGAUUGGUCAUCUGGCUUAAUUCAAAUGCUUCUUAGCAUGGCAAUCGGUUGUACUCGCAUAAUAACGAAUAGGCCACAUAAUACCAAAGAUCUGGUUGAAAUGAUUGAGAAAUAUAAAAUGAAUGCAGUUGUUUUGGCAGCUCGCCAAGUCUCCGAACUGGUGGACUAUCCUUUGGUAAAUUCAGAGCGUUUGGCCAGUCUACGUUCUGUACUGAUCGGUGGCAGUUCGCUAUCGACAAGGACUCUUGUGAAAAUGGAACAAUUAGCCAAGUCGGCAUUGUUAUAUUUUGUGUACGGGACAACUGAGAGUGGAGGAGUCACUGCUAGUUUCUCGACUAAGAAAUUUGGCAAUACUGUUGGCAAAUUGAUCCCUGGCACCCGAGUGCGUAUUGUCUCUGAUGAGGGUGUUAAUCUAGGACCGAAAGAUAUAGGCGAAAUCUAUAUACAUAAUGGCCAUCAACAAUGGUUGGGCUACUAUGGCAAUCCGCUGCAGACCCAAAAGACUUUUGAUUCUGAAUCUUGGUUUCACACCGGCGAUUUGGGAUACUUCGAUGAAGACAAUAACCUUUAUAUAGUCGAUCGUAAAAAGGAUAUUUUCAAGUGCAAGGGUUUCCAUUACUGGCCCAGUCAGAUUGAGGAUGUUAUAGCCGAAAUGCCCGAUGUUCAGGAAGUGUGUGUUGUCGGUAUCUAUGAUGAACGUAUUGGCGAUGCUCCCGCUGCCAUGGUAGUGCCACGGAAAGGCGCUCUUAUAGAUGAGGAUCAUAUCAAACAGCAUGUUGCCAAUGUUCUUGUGGCCGAUUAUCUGCAACUUCAUGGAGGUGUUUACUUUGCGGAUGCUCUACCACAAAAUAAUAAUGACAAAAUCAUUCGGCGGGAAGUUAAAGAGGCCAUUAUAAAGGCAAAACAAAGUGUCAAAUGAGAUCUG